AUGAAGACGAGGUCGGAGGAGAAGCUGACGGAGUGGUCUCACGUCAACGCUGCCGAGUGCGCACCAUCCUUGGGGCUAGCAUCUGAGCAGAGAGCGUGGAGGAAGAUGGACAUGACAGUGCUGCCAUUGAUCACCAUGAUGUAUUUCUUGUCGUCGCUGGAUCGCUCGAACAUCGGAAAUGCAAAGAUUGCAGGUUUGCAGCAUGAUAUCGGUAUUACGACCAACCAGUAUAGCCUGGCCCUCACGAUUGCGCUCAUACCUUACGUGCUUGUAGAAGUCCCGGCUAAUAUUGUCAUGUUGCGGAUCGGUCCUCGCGUAUUCCUUUCGACGCUCGUCACACUGUGGGGUGUGGCAUGUACACUACAAGGGGUCGUUCGCGAUUACCCUGACCUGUUGGCUUGUAGGUUUUUCCUAGGUUUCUUCGAAGGAGGGCUACCUCCCGGUGUAUUUUUCUAUCUCGCUUCGUUCUAUCCUCGACGUAUGCUACAGUUCCGGAUGUCAAUAAUGUUCUCAGCUUCGGCUUUCGCAUCCGCAUUUUCCGGUCUGCUCGCUGCGGGGAUCCUGAAGAUGGAUGGUGUCGGGGGAAGACCCGGAUGGGCGUGGGUCUUCAUCCUAGAGGGCCUGUUUUCCGUUCUUUUCGGAGCCAUCGUGUUUAUCCUACUCCCAAACAGCCCCAGCUCAGUCUACACUCUCAACCGGGAGGAGCGAGAUAUCGUCACGUUGGCUCUGUUCGGCGACGGAAUCCUGGACAUGAACGAGCAGACGAACAGGGGCCGAAGGUCCUGGCGUGAGCUGGGUAGAUCCGCCGUUCAGCCGCAAGUCCUGCUGUUGUGUAGUGCAGCGCUGUUCAGCGGUGAAAUGCUCAUUUUAUUUUGCAGUUACUUGCCGAGUAUCGUUGCCGCAGUCGGAUAUGAGGGCACUCGUGCUCAACUCAUGAGCGUCCCUCCGUUUGCGGUUGGUGCAAUUUUGUCGAUAUCCACGGCAAUCUGGGCGGAUCGGUUCGCGUCGCGGGGGGCAACGGUCAUCUUUUUCUCCCUGCUGUCUACUGCAGGGUUCGCCAUUUUUCUAGUUGCGAACCCCGACUUCGUUCACAGGGCUUUGGGAAAUCAUGCCCGCUAUGGCUCUCUCUUCCUGGCUGUACCAGGCACCUACAGCAUCGUGGCGCCCCUCGGGACAUGGAUGGCGAACAACACAGCUCCACUUGUCCGCCGCGCGACAUCCGUCGCUCUACUCACGGCAUGCGGGAACGCGGGCGCAAUCCUCUCGACGUGGCUGUACGGCACGCUCUCCCCGGCCCCAGCGUACACCGCAGCCACCAUCACGCUGCUGGUGCUGCAGGUGGGAAUCCUUAUUUGUGCGGCGACAGCGUGGGCAUACCUGGCGUGGCGGAACCGGGUAAAGGCAAGGCGACGGGCAGAGGUGCGUGUGGACGAGCUGGGCACGAUGCCGUCCGCACAGGAGAUGUCGGACGAGAGCAUUUGGUUCCAGUAUGUCAUGUGA
Messenger RNA from Epithele typhae, 1500 nucleotides. Its product is annotated as MFS general substrate transporter. The record is from RefSeq and is a predicted model, not a curated record. The transcript has 12 exons. Lineage: Eukaryota; Fungi; Basidiomycota; Agaricomycetes; Polyporales; Epitheliaceae. Gene Ontology annotation, biological process: transmembrane transport. Gene Ontology annotation, cellular component: membrane. Bases 1 to 1500 code for a protein of 499 amino acids. Gene Ontology annotation, molecular function: transmembrane transporter activity.